Molecule: messenger RNA, 1438 nt
Organism: Branchiostoma floridae (Florida lancelet)
Lineage: Eukaryota; Metazoa; Chordata; Leptocardii; Amphioxiformes; Branchiostomatidae
Product: probable E3 ubiquitin-protein ligase HECTD4
Exons: 10
Coding region: 233-1438 (401 amino acids)
Source: RefSeq, a predicted model, not a curated record
UGUUUGUUUGUUUGUUGUUAGAUGGAAGCGCCAGCGAGGCCAGGCUGUGUUCCUACAGGAGCUGGUUGAGGACCGGGGAAAGCCGGACAAACCGGCGCACGCCGUCCUGCUGGACCAGCUCUUCAGCUUCAUCGGCAGCAACCUGGAGGAACAUGUGUCGUGUUCCAGUUUCCUGUCGGCCGCGUCCGUCCGCUGGCAGCGUGGGAACUCUCGUAAACAGGCGCUCGUGCACAUGGUGGAGCUGCUGACGGCCGCGGCCAGGGUCGGCGGGGCAACGCACCUGGUCUCCGCGGUGACGUCGGUGCUGCAGCAUGGACCAAAGGUUGAGGAGCUCACCUGUGGAGGCAUGGUGAACCAGGUGCGUGAGGCGUUUGCUGAGACGAUGACCUCCGUGGUGCAGCUGGCCUCCACCUACCCCAUCGCAUGUUCCAACAGCAUCGGCCUGCUCUGUGUCAUCCCUUACACAAGAGCGGAGGAGCGUUGCCUGGUGAGGAGCGGCCUGGUGCAGCUGUUGGAUAAACUGUGCAGCCUGAGCAGCUACAGGGACCAGAGCAACACGGAGACCCAGACCAUGAAGCAGCGAGUGUCGGCCAUGGCGUGGGCGGGGUUCCAGGUGCUGUCCAACCGCUGCGUCAUGUGGGAGGACGAGGAAGGUGCGGCCAGUGCGGUGGAACACAGCGGCUUGGCGCGGCAGGUCUCGGCCCUCCUGACCAAUCACCUGGCCCGAGCCACCGAGUGCAGCGGAGACGAGGCUGCUGGGACAGAGGCUCUCCAGGAGGUUCUCAGUCUACUCAAUAACCUGUCCAGGAGUAAGCUGGGGAAGGCGAUCCUCAGCCAGCCGGCGUGCGUCUCCAAACUGCUGUCACUUUUACUGGACCAGCGCCCCUCCCCCAAGCUGGUGCUGAUAGUACUGCAGCUGUGCCGAGUGGCACUACCGCUCAUCAGUGCGGAGGACUGUGAGAAUAUCCAGCUGCCCUGCUGGGGGCAGGACAUGCACGUGUUCGAGGGCGGGAUCCAGGACCCGGCCGCCCGCAUCGCCAGUCUGCUGCUCGCCAAGCUCGGAGACUACGUCGUUCCUGGUGCCCAGACGGCCCUGUCCCUUGCAUCCCCCGACCACAGCCAGCCAUCGGCGCCAGCCUCGGCAGCAGUGCAUGGUGGGACGGGCGAUCGGGAACGGCUGGAGGAGACCGAGGCCCAGGACGGGCGCAUCGCGGUGUACGUGCACAAACGGGAGGACCAGUCGUCGCACGAGGUCAUACAGCCGCUGCUCAGUUGCGACGGGCGCCCGUUCCGACUGGGCAGCGGAGCCAACAUGGAGAAGGUGGUCAGGAUGGACAGAGACCUCACCAGGAGUGGCCGUGCAGAGGUUAUCACAGAAGACACCUAUCCACCGUCUAACUGGCUCCUGUCAGAAACAGUGCCUAGUAAAUGGAUGUAA